Molecule: messenger RNA, 441 nt
Organism: Filobasidium floriforme
Lineage: Eukaryota; Fungi; Basidiomycota; Tremellomycetes; Filobasidiales; Filobasidiaceae
Product: Acylphosphatase-like domain-containing protein
Exons: 4
Coding region: 47-406 (119 amino acids)
Molecular function (GO): acylphosphatase activity
Source: RefSeq, a predicted model, not a curated record
CCUAGCCUUUCGAACCGCUCAGCCAUCUACCAUAGGCCAUAGACAUAUGUCACUCUUCAACUUGCGAAGACUCACGACAAUGGCAUCCGCAAACAAGAGUAUCGUUCACUUCAAGGCUAUCGGGAAGGUCCAGGGCGUAUGCUUUCGAGCAGAGACCAAGGAUCAAGCUACUGCCAUGGGCCUGACUGGAUGGUGUCACAACCACCCAGACUCUUCGGUCGAAGGUGUAGCUUACGGCCCAACAGAGAAGAUCAAGGAAUUUCGAAAAUACCUAGCAGAGGGACCUUCCGCAGCGUCGGUAGAACGGGUGGAAUAUAUCCGCGAGGUAGACGGUCCCGAGAAGCAGGUCGUCGACGAGCUCAUCGAUGGGAACAACAAGGGAGAGUUCGAGGUUCGGAGACAUUAGAUGUAGCAGUAUAGGGGUAGAUCGUAUGCGUGAUA